Porites evermanni is the source of this 15826-nucleotide messenger RNA. Lineage: Eukaryota; Metazoa; Cnidaria; Anthozoa; Scleractinia; Poritidae. The record is from the annotation of a GenBank genome assembly.
AUGCAUGACAUUUCAUUUAUCUGUGAUUUGGUUCAGGAGGAGGAAAGAGGUGAUGCAGUUCUUCAAAAUGAUUAUAACAAGAACAGGAAACAGGUUGGUACUGAUGCAGAAAAGGAAGAAGUUUCUCUUGUGAACCAGGUUAGUCUUUCUUGGUUUUGAAAUGCGACGUUUUUUCGUGAAUCCUUCGUAACUUCAAGAACGUGUUAACAGUAAUUAUUAUGAAUUGAUUAUCGCCCUCAUAAGUUGGGUUUUAGUGAGAAAUUUACCUCGGCUUCCCUGUCCUUUCCUACAAUGUCCAUGUGGAAAAUAUGUAAUAAUUGCAAGAUCGUUCUUUUUUCAGUGGCGGUUAAAAAUUCAGCGUUUUUAUACUUGUCUAGUAAUUUCAGUUCUAAGUGUAGAAUGAUACUACCAUCAGCCAUUAUGUUUUAUUUUAUGUUGUACCCAUCUACACGUAAGCUUAGCCUUUGGGUUGGCGUGUGCAAACCAAAGUGAGUGUAGCCGUAUCUUUAUUUACACUUUUAAGUGUUAAUUAGGCCCUGAGUAUAGUUUUGUUGUUUUUAAUCUCAAUUUCGCUGAUGUUUUCUUUUUUAUGCGAGGAGCAAAGCCAAAGGGCUGGGGGACUCAAUCAAAUAUUUUUUUCUAUAUAUUCUUAAAUUCUGACUGUUAAAAAAUGUAAGAGCGUAUUAAUGUUUUGGAUAUCUCAUGCCUCCAAUAAUCGUGUCUCCAUGUUUAAGUCUACAAAGAAUUUUCUAUCAUCAGAAACAACUUUAAAUGGCUGAAUAAUCGAAUCAAAAUCAAACAAGCCAUUUUAAGUCUUUCAGAAUCCGAAACAACAGUUAUUUUGUUUCUUUUUUUUCGCACUCUGUUACAGGAACGUGAUGCAAACGAAGACGGUGUUAGUGAACUCACAUUAACAGGACCUGAUCAUGAGUUAGUGGUUGAUACUACUUUAUGUCCAGAGGAGAUCAAGGAGCGAGCUGUAGGGUUCAGAAGGGAAUUAAACGGUAAAGAUGUUAAGGCUGAAGAAUCUGUUGUCAGUAUUGAACUGUGGGAUUUUGCUGGACAACACUUGUAUUAUGCAUCUCAUCCUGUAUUUUUAUCAUCACGUGCGCUGUACAUCUUGGUAUGCAACCUCAGCAAGUCACUGCAUGACACUGCCAAGCCCUGUGUGAGGCAAGGGUCUCGUAAUGUCGAUUUGGAAAACCCAAAUGGAGAAACAAAUCUUGAGAACUUGUUGUCUUGGCUGUCCACAGUGCAUAGCGUCGCGCAGAUGAGAAGAAAAACCUGUGAUGAUGUAGAAGAAGAGGUGCCUCAUUUGCGCCCCCCAGUGAUCAUUGUAGGAACCCAUGCAGACAAACCAUUUGAAGACAUUGAAACAAUGAAAACAGAAAUCCAGAACGCAAUUGCUGGUAAGGACUAUGAAGGACAUGUGGUGCGGCCUAUCUUCAGCAUUGACAACACUGCAAAAUUAACUCAAAGAAAGAUCAAGACAAUGGUUUUCGGUAAAGAUGAAAACAUUGAUGAGAUCCAAGCUUUACAAAUCAAAAUUAUGGAAGUGCUAAGACAGGAGCCUUACAUUGGGGAGAAGAUACCUAUAAGGUAAAAAAUGGUUAUACAAAAACAGAAUCCAUUAAAGUAAAUAUUAGAUAAUUUUAUUAUGAAGGUUUGAGCUGUGAGCGCACUGAAAUUACUGUUUAUGUGUAUGGCGUUUGUUUUCACCAGUCCUUGUAACUAAGAUUUUUCUUUGAUGUGCAAUGUGUUUCAGGUGUCUUAAGUAACUCAGUGACUGCGACGCUAUCUAAAAUCGUGACCGCCAUACGUCUAAAGGCUGGUUCAUUGUAUAGUCCUUUACUUUGGUUAAAAACAGCGAGAACAGAAAAAAUUCGGUGAUUCCCGUAUUAGCCACCUGGCGGUCAUGAGAAAUGAAUAUCUCGUUGUUUGAAACAAGUUCACCAUGAAAAGCAGUUUUGACUGGCCUUAAGGAAUAUUCUGCCCUAAAGGGUUUGAUAACAUUAUUACGAAUUGACCAAAAAGCACUUUGUACAUUUCAAUUGUCGUUUUAAAAAGGUAAAGUAAAGUGGAUCACACACAGAUAUUUCUCCAGUGGAUACAGUUAUCCACCUUUCGCACAUCUGGGCCCUGUACUUUAGUCAGGACAGGUAUACUGUGUCGUGGCAUGGGUACUUGAAAGCUAGCUAUCAAUUUUCUCUUUGGUUUUGUAAACUAGUUGGCUGAACUUUGAGAAAGUCAUCAACGCUUUGCUUUCCAAGCCAGUUUAUUUCCUGAGUAUAACGAAGCUACGGACCCAUGCCAAGGAGAAGUGCUUCAUUAAUGAAGAGAAAGAGUUUACUACUAUGGUGAAUUUCUAUCAUGACCUGAGGAUAAUUAUCAAGCACCGUGGCACAGUCAUCUUGAGUGCCAAGUGGCUGAUAGACUUGUUCGGGCAGCUGAUCACUAUUCCAGAUUUUACGAAAAUGGUAAGAAAUACAAGUUAACGUGUUUUUAAACUUGCCAUGUUUUUAACGGCCCCCAUUUUGGAUGACAUCACGGGUGUCAAACCGUGGCGUAACAAACAAAAAUAAUUAUGUCACGUGCAUUGCACGCUAUCUUUCGUGUGUGUCAUCAGCACAAUCUACCUUUAAAGGGGUGCACUGGAAGUACAUUACAUGACUUGUAGAAUUAUCCUCAAAUGUAGUCUUAAAGGAACGUCGCACAACAAAAAAUAGUGGAAAGAUACAUAUACCUGUGCUGAAACCAGCGACUCUUUAUGUCGACCAAUCAGAACGCACUUUUAUAGUUUCUGGAGUUUGGACCGUAAGAAUUUUCCGGCGAGUAAACCAAAUGGAGGAUUCUGGCAUUUACGUGACGCUUUAAAGAGCAUUCUAAAGAUUUAAAAUCUGAGGUCUGUUUAAAAGGCUAUGAUCUUUUUUCGCCCCCAGAGAGAUUUAUUCACAGUUAUACUUUCUAGGCAGUCUUUCGUAACUUCCAUUUUAUGUGUCCUAACACAAAUCCGCAAAUUACAAGGAGGAAAGUUUUCCUUGAAUGUUAUACUUAAAAUGUUAAGUAGUUUAUUUCUUUUAGAGAACUUGCUAAACUUUAUUAGUAUGACAUUUAGAAAUGUAAAAUAUUCCUGGAAGAAAGCUAUUUUGAAUAGUUUUAUGAUCAUUCAAUCAAUCAAAUCAAUCAAUCAAUCUUUAUUCUUCCUAAGAUAAAAAGACAUAUCUUAAGUUACAUCAGCAGUUAGGAUUCUAAAAAUACAUAAGACAUACUGUAUACAAAUAAUAGAAAGAUCAAAGAUUAUAUCUGAAAAUAAGCCUAUUUACAAAAACAUUCUUAAAUGUAUCAGUCUUUAUAUCCGGGCGAUGAGUACUUUUGUUUCUGAGUUGUUACUUUGUUUCUUUCUUCUUCGGAAUGAUGUUACUAAGCUGGCAAUCGGGAUCCACUGAACGUACCUUGAAAAGCUUCUUAUCUGCCUUUUCUAAAAGUUCUCGAAUGUCCAUUCUCUUAGAUGUGUAUUUCCUUUUAAAGCAUCUAUCCAAAACGUUUUGUAUGACCGUGAGAUCUGAGUCUACAGCGCCAUAAACAGGCAGACCAUAAGUGAAAUUCGGUAAAACUAAGGCGCUAAAUAGGUGGUCUACUUCAACUUGACUAAAACCUUCCAUCUGUAAAAAAUCUUAAUACAAACAGACACUAACAGUAUUUGCCUUAAUCAACUUAGCACGUACGUGUUCGCUAUAUUUACAAUUCUCCUGAAACGUAACACCUAAAAUGAGCAGCGAAUGUUAUUAACUUGCACAAUAUCCUGAAUAAAACCUUUCUUGCGAAAAAUAAUUUCUUUAUAUUCCUCUUGUUAUUCCGUCUUAGGUCCCUAAGUUUGCAAAGCACUGGAAGGAAGUCGAAGAUAGCGGUGUUCUCAGCAUGGAACUGCUUGAUCAUGUGUUUUCCAAAUUUCUUCUGGAGGGCGUUGCCAGGAAAGACAUUCUGGAUUUGAUGGAACAAUUUGGAUUGAUUGCAAAAUUUUCAUCCUCAAAGACAGGUGAAAAGUAUUUUGUUCCAUCUCAACUCAAAGCUUCGCCUGAUUCCCUUUGUUCCAUGGCGCCCUCAAGGCUGGACCCUUGUCCUCUGUUUGUUUACUUUGUCAGCGGUUCUGUUCCCCAUGGUCUGUUCACUCGGCUUGUUUCUCGAUCUGUCCGUUGGUGUUCAGAGGCUGGUCCAACUCAGCCCCCUACCCUGUACCAAAAUGGAGCGUGGUUUGUCAUUGGGAAGCAAACUUUCCAUGAUUUUGUUUUUAUUUGUAAGAAGCAGUUUAUUAAGUUUUUUAUCAAGCAAAGAAACCAACUUCAGCAGAUCUCGGUGGAUGGCACAAGUGAGGUGGCAGUGCAUGUUCGUGAGUUUGUGGAGGCAACUUUGCAAACUUUGUCACGUGAUCUCUAUAAAGGUGGAUUGCAGUAUCAUAUUCGAGUCGCCUGUCCGUAUUGUCAGCGGGAAAAGUGUUCAAGGCAUGAUCAGAUCGCAUGUUCUCAUGAAGAUUGUCUUCACCUCCUUGAGUUAAGACAAGGUGAUCCUCUGAUUUGCAAGAAGAAACCUGCAGAGGAGGUACUCACAGUUACGGGACAGCAAAAGUGGUUCUCACAAAUAGAAAGUAAGGUAGGUAGCAGUAAAAUGCGAUCUCUAGCAGUGCUUUUAGCAAAUUUCACAUAGCAAGUGAAUACACAUACUAAUAAUACCAACCCCUGAAAGAAUAAAUAACUAAAUAAAUAAAUAAGAAAGAAAGCGGAGGGAGGGAGGGGAACCAAGAGAAACGCUACGCAACUGGAACGCCACGCCACGCCAAGAAAGCUUCGAGUACAACGCAAACACAACGUAGGCACGUGGCCUCCGCAUGUGCCAAAGCGACAUACCGCUGGACAGGAAACUGCCCCCAUGCUCACGAACAAUGGUAAACGCUACAAACGCAAACAUAGUCACGCACAACGCUACGGACGACCAAUGCGCUACCAAAGAAUGCCCAAAACACCCAGGACCAUAGCUCCUAGUCGUUAACUACAUUGAAUAUGAUUUAAUAGUAUUUAAAAAACGCUGGUCAUAUCCACGCAAAAUUGAUCGAUUUUAGCUAAAUUUGCCCAAAAAAAAUCCAGUGAAAUCGGCUGUUUUUUACUGGUUGUUUCUUGGCAAAGUUUCCCCCCGAAAUUUCCCGUGAAAUCGGCCGAUUUUUCUCUGAAAAUCCUUCGUAAUUUGACUUUUUUCCGCUAAAAUCCGGCGAAAUCGGCCGAUAUUUCUGCGAAUUUUGACUUUUCUCCCGCGAAAAUCCUGCGAAAUCGGCCGAUUUUUCUGCGAAUUUUGACUUUUCUCCCGCGAAAAUCCUGCGAAAUCGGCCGAUUUUUCCGCGAAUUUGCCCCUGAAAAUCCCGCGAAAUUUUGCUUUUUUUUCCGCGAAAUAUCAGAAGCCCUUAUAGUAUGAUGUGCAACGUAUGCCUUCAUUUAUCCUACCACGAGCUUCUCUGCAGUGUAAUAGAAAGCUUUGUUGCUGUCAACUUAACGAACAUUGGUUCUUAAUAUCAUGUAAGUUGAUAAGGUCAAUUGGCUACCAUGUAUUACUAAUUGUUAUUGGCCUGUAGGCAUUAAGCAGUGGGCAUAUAACUUUUUCUCAAGUCUUUUUUAACGUGCUGUUUGCUUUGCGGUUGAGCAAAAAGUUUAUAGCAUCUAACGUGUUAACAUGUUUUGCAAACUGUCAUUCAAAAAGGUAGAAACCCCCAGAUGUAAAAUUUAUAUUUUAUAAUAUGUAGUUUUGGUUGCUAUGUAGGAAGCGUGUACUCCAUCAUCAUCACCUGAUACUGCACAAGCUCGUCCAGAGCGUCUCGUACUGAAAGUUACACUUCUCGCGAAUGAGUGGGGGUCGUCUAAGGGUGGCUUGUCAACAAUAAACAGAACUCUUGCCAUACAAUUGGCAAAAGACGCAAACGUAGAAGUCACCAUUCUUGUACCUGAAUUUGAGUGUGGCGAAGAGGAUAAGAGAGCUGCCAAAAGACACAACAUUUCCAUCCGAGAAGCAGGGCGCCUUCCUGCCUUCAGUGAUCCUCUUGACUGGUUGAGUUUUCCACCAGAUGACCUUGACAUCCAGGUUGUGAUCGGCCAUGGAGCAAAGCUUGGCAGACAAGCGCAAAUUAUCAGAAAGUCUCAUUGCUGCAAGUGGGUGCAGGUUGUUCACACUGAGCCUGAAGAGCUUGCGAUGCAUAAGAACUAUCCAAGCGCCAUUGCCAAGGGAGAAGGGAAGAACAGAGCUGAAGUUGACCUUUGUCAAAUUGCAGAUCUCGUUUUAGCCGUGGGACCCAAGUUAAAAGAAGCGAUCGCGUGCAAGUUGCGUUCAUCUCAUCGAGACAUCUUUCAAUUAAUACCAGGUUCCUUUGCAGAGUUUUCAGAUAUUGAACAUGCUGCACAAGAUGGUGUAAAUUUCAGAGUAUUGACCUUUGGUCGCGGUGAUUUGGAAGACUUUAGUCUUAAAGGAUACGACAUUGCCGCUCAAUCCAUAGUUGAAUUGAAGGACAGUACUUAUAGCCUUGUUUUCGUUGGUGCUUCCGAUGGAAAGCAGGAUGAAGUCGCAGAAAUCUUACUCCAAACUGGCAUUUCAAAGAACCAGCUGAUUGUGAGAUCAUUUGUGAAAGACAAAAAAAGAUUGAGAGAGUUGUUUUGUGAAGUUGAUCUGGCCAUCAUGCCAUCAAGAACCGAGGGGUUUGGUUUGACAGCAUUAGAGGCCAUGUCAGCUGGUCUUCCCAUUCUAGUUAGUGGAAACUCCGGAUUUGGAAAAGCACUGCGUGGUCUUCCAAUGGGUGAGUCUUUUGUGAUCGACUCUGAUGACCCUAAGGAAUGGGCAAAGGCAAUUGCAGCCAUCCGUCAAAAAUCAAGGACACAGCGGCUUGAGGAAAUCCAAAGACUGAGAAGAAGUUAUGAUGAAAGAUUCUCUCGGGACAGACAGUGCCAGGCCCUUGUUGACAGGAUGUGGAAGAUGGUCUAUGGUAAGAAAUCAAAUUUACCGAUAAUAAUAAUAAUUAGUACUUGAAAAUGUUAAAAUGCAUAUCUUAUCAGGAUUAUCCUUCAUUUGACCUUCAUCUUUCAUCACUGUAUGGCCAUGGCUUCUGCAAUAGCGAGUGCAUAAAUACAUUUUUACUACAUUAUGUUUCGUGGUCCAUGCGCAUCGCUAUUUUCGUUAGCCUUUUUAACCUUAAUGUUAGCAUUCACACUCUCCACACUGUUCUCCAUACAUAUCUUGUGUUACUGAUGAGGAGAAUUUGUUUAAUAAUCAAGAUCUUUUUUACCGGCUUAUCAAUUCUAUUCUUUAAAACUUUUAUGUUUAAUUUUAUAAAAUGUUGGCUACACUUGAAGGAGUUAACUAUAAAAGAAAAUUAAAAUCUAUAACAUUGCGAUACAUCAAAGUCAUCUGAUUUCUAUUCAUAUUCAGCAGCAAUUUUGGGGUUCUCUUGUAUAUAAAAAGAAAAUAACAAAAAAAGCCCAGCCAAACUUUUGGGUUAUAACUUAUAACAAAAAAAAAAUGAAUGGAAGGCUUUUAAGGUUGGAAUCUUCCUUUUUUUAAGUGACAUUUUUUUGUUAUAAUCAACACUUUUUUCUAAUUUACAGGUCUUGAAAAAACCAAAGAAGGUGACUUUCCACCGAACGACUGUGAAAAAGUUGCUGCAACAGGCCCGAUGGCAGGUAAGAGUGAGGUUAUUUUUUUCUGUUGAACAAGGGUGCUUUCGAUUAUUCGGAUGCUUUUAGCUUUUCAAUGUUUAGUGUAGCAUCUCCGAGUAAACUGACGUAUAUGUAAAAUAACUGUUUCCCUCUCCCGCUUACAGUCUCCCUUGCUUGCUGGGUUGGAAUCCCAGUUUAUCUAGUCUUAACAGCGAUGUAACUAUCAUAGACUGAAAUAUCAGUCCCUAAAACUCCUGUCUUCCUUGCUCUUUUGUGCGUUGUUGCUCAGGGCUCCCAUUGAUAACAGACAGCUUUUUGCGUCUGAAGGGGCUACCCUGAACGGUAUAAAUUAAUAAAGGUUCUUCUUCUUCUUCUUCUUCUUCUUGUUUCCCUUGCUCGCUGGGUUGGAAUCCCAGUUUGUCUAGUUUUAACGAUGAUUUAACCAUCAUGGACUCAAAUAUCAGUCCUGAAAACACCUGUCUCCCUUGCUUGGAAUCCAGUUUAUCUAAUUUUAAUAGUAAGUUUUAACUAUCAUAGACUACAAUAUCAGUCCUGGGAGCACCUGUCUCCCAUCUUACUGGGUUGGAAUCCUAGUUUAUCUAGGUUUAAUAAUGAUUUAACUAUCCUAGACCGAAAUAUCAGUCCUGGGAGCUCCUGUCCCCCUUGCUUGCUGGGCUGGAAUCCCAGUUUAUCUGGUUUUAAUAGUAAGUUUUGACCAUCACACACUGAAAUAUCAGUCCCGGGAGCUCUUGUCUCCAGUGCUUGCUGGGUUUGAAUCCCAGUUUUACAGGCCAAGCCAUUUAAAUUCACUGCUAAUUUUAAACUUUACAGGUGUUGAAAAAACCCAAGAUGACCUUCCACAGAAUGGUUUUGAAAAAGAUGCUGCAACAGGACCGAUGGCAGGUGAUGUCAUUGUUUGCUUUGUCAAUUAAACCAAAGCCAAAAUAUAUUUUUGCAGUAGAGUGCAGUUACUUUUUUCUUUUGAAACCACAGUAAUUUUUCUGAAAUUGUCGACUGUUGUAAGCUUCAGACUAGUGCACUGUGCUGCACCUGUUUUAUGGAACUCGCUGCCAUUAACUAAAAGAAGAAGUAGAAGCCAUUUUUAAAAAGAAUCUUAAAACAUUUCUUUUUAGGAAAGCUUAUACUUUACUAGAAUAACUCUGAAGUUUAGUGAUUGAAUAUUUUAAUUUUAAUUUUGUAUAGAAUUUUAGACUUUUUAGUUUUUCGCAUAGCAUGGAAUUUUAUUAUUAUUAUUAUUAUUAUUAUCGUUAUUAUUAGCUUUUUAGGAAUUUUUUUAAUUGUAACUUAAUGUGAAGCGCUUUUGAAUAUUUUAUAGUUCUAGCACCAUACAAAUUCUUUAUCAUUAUCAUCAUCUCCUAUAAAACUGGCGUGAAAUAACCUCUAUCUUAUUUUGUCUUUUUCAUCUUCCGCUUUCAGGUGAACUCAUUUUCCGUACACUUCAACAAAUCCUGCUGGAAGCACGCAUAGAGUCCAGCAAAACUGAGCUGUCCCAGGCUUUAAAGAGGACUGCCUUGGAAAAAGGUUUUGCGAUAUCUGACAAUCAAGGAGAGGGAAACUGCAUGUUUUUUGCACUUUCAGAGCAGCUUGACCUCAUCAAAGGAAUUCAAAUGUCCCAUGAUGAGUUACGCCGAACUGUUGUACAACACCUUCGGGAAAACCCCAGGCUGGUAAGUAUCUUAUUACCUUAUUAGGGUGCACACAUUUGCAGUAUACGCGCAUAGCUGUGGCAUUUGUCCGCUACAUUGUUUUAAUUCCUCUUAAGGUAUCAGCCACCCUUAAAAUUGCCAUUUUUCCAUAUUUGAGGUUUCAACGUUUUCAAAUAGAUAUGCGUGAGAGCUUUCUUUUAAAAAAAAAUCAGAAGCAAAUAUUAUUUCUGUCGAAGGAUAUCGGGGGUAAAAGAUUUUUUCUCGUUAAUUAUCUUAAUUGAUCGUUAACAAGAUCUGUCAUACCCGUGUCAUAUAUCAAUUAACUUGCCUGUGAACUAGUAACGUGAUACCGAGUGCGUGCUUCGACACAACACGUGCGAAUUGUCUUCGCGUUGUUUAUAGCCUUUAGUAUUCUCCGUGGAUAUUUAGCGUUUGUUUCGGUGAAAAUGCCGCCAAAAAAAAGAAAAGGUCGUGCCCGUUUUCGUCAUCGAAACCGAGAACGAAAAAGAAAUCGAGGAGCGAGUUUGACAAAGAAUGGGCCGCAAAAUUGGCAGAGAGCGACAAAGGCUCAUUUUAUCAGCAAGAGAAGUGGCUCGAGGAGUUGGAUAUUCAGAAAAGCGAAAAUGCUGCAGUUGUUGAGAGUGCAAGCCGCUCCAAAAUCCAGCUUGAACAACCAGAUGAAGAAAGCCAAUUAAGCUCAUCGACCCCAUCUGCUGAUGGAACGUGGAAAACAAUAAGCGGUCGAGCUAUCGUAUUGAGCGAAAAGCUGCUUGAGAAACUGGACGAGUCUGUAUCUUGUCGAUUUUGCCAGGGAAGAGUCCAAGUCAUGGAAAAUGUAGCGACUAAGCAUGGACUUGGUUCUACCUGGAGAAUCCAGUGCGAGAAUGAAAGCUGGCCGUCGCACAAGACAAAUUCUGUUUUUAAUUCUUCCGAGAAGAGCAGAGCGUUUGAAAAAACCGGGCCUCAGUUCUUGGCCUUCGAGCAAUCGGUGGUGGGCAUUCGGCGGCUUCAAAGUUUUUUAGUUUCCUUGGCCUGGCGCUCGAGAAAGAAUUAAACCGUGCUUCUCGUGGUGUAAAAGAGUGGAAGUUUUCCAACGGAGAAUUAAACUGUUCACUUGAAGAUGUUGAUAGCAAUAAAAAGUUUGUUCCUGUUACAUAUUACCUGUCAAAGUCCUAUUGUUAGAGAAAAUUGAUCCCUCUCUGAUAUCAAUCAGAAUAAACAUUUAGGUGUUAUAAUCUCAUUCCAGGUAGGAUGCCGCCAAAAAUGUAUUUUCUAUUUUAUCUCCGAACGCAAAUUUUACUGAUCGACUCGUACGUUUUGAACUCCAAGUCGGCAGCCUUUCAAUCAAUUUGGCUAAAAUUUGGCCAGAGUGAUGCCAUAUAUCUCUUCUACAAAACCGUGUCUGCGAAUUUUAAUACUCCUUUUCAUUUUAAAGCUAGAGCUUUUUUUACACAGAGAGUGUUGACUAAUUGCCUUCCCCAACUUCAUUUGCUAAUAAAAGAAAAACAAACGCACUUGUCAAAAAUCUGAGACACGGUUUUUUAGUGGAACGUGUUGAGAAGCGAAUGCGGUGUUAAUUGUUUUCUUCCGUUUAUUUCCGACGGGAGUGGAACAUGAUUUAUAGAGACGUGUACUUUUACACAAAGCGUUCCAAUUUCGAAACACAUUUAAGUAAAUCGUUUUUGUUAGUUCAAAUCCAUAAUCUGGAAUUAUUAAGCUUUUAAAAAAUAUAUGGUUUAUAGGGGUUUUUAUAAAAACAACUAACUCUAAAGCGAUCCGCGCGCGGACUGUCCUGAAGGGUGGCUGAUACCUUAAAGUUAACAACAAUAAGGCCCUGUCCACACGAAUGCGAAAUACGCGUCCACACGAAGCGUAUUUGAAUCUUUUUCGUCCGUCCACCUAAAAACGCUAAAAUGAUCGAAAUACGAUAACAUCCCUUUACAGAUCGUGCGCAAUGUUGUAUUCUAAAUCCUCUGUAUUCGUCCAUCCGCACGUCGUUUCGAAAAUGCCGAUCACGUGUGGACGGAAGGCUAAAAUGGACAAAUAAAUCUCCGAUUUAAAAAAAUAUUUAUCAGGAUACGUGCUGUAGGAGCCUCAAAUUCCUGCGAUUGAAUGUGACGGCUUUACGGGUAUGCUGCAAAUGAAUCCACCCUUUAUGAGCAAAACAUCAGCUCUCUAUGAGCAUCACGCUUGUUUGUACUUUGCUUCGUCGUUCACUGCACGACUGCGACGCAAAACGUCCGUAUCCGACGUUUUGUGUAGGGCACCGAACCCCCCACAGUGAAUUAUUGUUUUCGGGCUGGGAUACAGUCAUUAAGACCUCAAAUCUAAGAAAAUUCGUCGACUUAUGUUAAAUUAAGCAUGGCUAAAUAAGCGCGAUAAAGUUUGAGAGAACGCACUUACUUUUCGAGGCGGAGGCAUAAAUGUAUACGGAGAAAUUUUUUUAUCUGUUUUUGUCGGCUCGAUCGUCAUGCUCAUGUCCUAUUUUAUUUUUUAUGGUAUAUUGCUAAACUUGAAAUGUCGACCAACACCAGUUUUGUAUGAACAGGGUUUGACUACAUACUGGUUUGAAAGUCGCAAUUUCUAAACUCACAUUAUUCCUCGCGAAGCGCCGAGUGAAGUGUGUUUAUAAUCUCGUCGCGCGCGCGCACUGCGUGAACCGCGUGUGGGUUCUAGCGAGCCGCAAACUCGCAGCUCUCAUCUUUACUCAGGGCGGAUAAAGGUUGGGCGGUGAAACGAGCGCUCCGCUCUUCAUUUAAUGUGUGAUGCGGAGUAGGACUGGCACGAGCGCUCCUUCCGCGCUUCCGGUGCGCUUGAAGGCCGGCGAAAUUUUUCUUUUUGCGAACCGGAAAUCCUAUUUUCUUUCUGUAAUUUCAGGGUACAAUGUUAAAUAGAUAAAUUCGUUUCAUAAUAUUAUCAAUAAACAGUUUCAUAUGUUUGUGUCUGUACGUCUAUAAGUUAAACUUGUUUGUGGUAUAAUGCCAAAAUUUGAGUUUAAUUUGAAAGUGUUGAAUACCUCCUCCUUCCACUAAAUAUCACCUAAUCGUCUUUGGCCGUUUCGUUUGCAAAAGCUUAACACUUCUUAACCUCAAUUUUUACAUAUGUUAAAGGGGGAUAAAUUUUGUAUAACAUAACAAAAAAUUAGAUUGAUAUAUAUUGAUAUAGUGGCGUUGUACUUCUUCAAACUUUGCUUCUCGGGUGCAACGCGCCAUGGCGAUUCGCGCAAUGCGUUGCAAAUCCGGCAACCGCAUAUAAACAAAAUUUAUUGAGGUUAGUUGUAAGGUUUUUCCUCCGUUUUUCUCUCUAAAACAAAACAAGGUAAACAGUGAAAACUGAGGGGAAACUAAUUUUGAAGUUUCGAAGAAAAAGAAAGACGUAUGAGAUGUUUUUUUCAAAAUUAAAAAGAAGGAUGAUGGUGAUUGAAAUUAGCAUAAUUUCACCUUGCACGAGCUGCACGCAUUCAGCAAAAUACACGUCAUCUAGUUAUGAAACACGAUCUGCUGUCUUUUAGUUUUGCCAUGGAUGACAUUUUCCUUCGUGUUUUAGACAGUACUUAGCUGUUUUUGUUUUGGAAUAACAUCGACAUUGGCGAGUAGCAAAACGAAAAUAUAAUUCAGUGGUAGAGUCAUGGAAGUAAUAAAAGAAACCCUUUGAAAGAGAUGUUUGUCUACUCCAAUUCAACUAAACCUCCCGCAAAAAAUAGCAAUAUUUGCCUCUCGGAGACAGCGUACCAGCACAAAGGAACGAGGAAGAAGUGCAAGAAAACAAAUCAAGCUGCCAUAAUUCAGCGACAGUGUUUCAUGUACAAACCACAUCGCAAGCCCUGACCGAAGUCGAAAACAAGCGACAUUUCUAAGCAGAGUCGCAGUCCACUGCAUCACACCUUUUUGCUCGUACGCGCUCGUUUCACCGCCCUACCUUUAUCCGCCCUGUCUUUACUUGUAUAUAUCCGACGGUGCCCGCCAUGACGUCAUACAGUAGUUUGACGUCACGGCGCAUUUUUGUCUCUAGGCAACAUUCGACUGAAAGCGAUUUCGAAUUCCAUCAAUGACCAAAGUAUUCAUGAAGAGCUGUCUUUUCAUCGUCUGCAAAACAAUGUUUACUAUCGGUGAAUCUCAAGCAAUUUCUCAUACCAACAGAACAGCAAACACAAGAAGGCCGAAUUGUCAGUCCUCACAGGGGAAGAUUUGACGCCGAAAAAUCCUCUGGAGCGAGGACGCCCACUUCAAAUUCAACGGCGCAAUCAACAAAGAUGGAGACGGCAUCAACAAACAGCGGAGCAGAGGGAACAUCACUCAAUGAAUUUCGAAUGCGGCAAGAUUUCCGUAUAACCCCAUACAUUAAUUAUGCAUACAUUCAUUGUUUAAAGAAACAAAACACGUUUUGCUCGCAGACGAGUUUAUACCGUAUCGGCCUAGACUGUUGGGCUUCCAUUCUUUACAUGUAAAUGCGAUGAAAUGCAUUUACGUUGGGUUUUCACUGUCGAAACUGCAGUCAUUCUUCUGAAAAAUAUCUUUGAAUUCACGUUUAAUAAGGCUCGAAGGUCUUAAAAAUAAAAUUGCGACACAUUCUCCUGUGUGUUCCACGUGGCCUAGUGGUUAAGCUUUGCCCUGGUGCGUCGAAGGACCUGAGUUCGAUUCUGGGCAUAACCUUUCUCUCUUCGCUUCUUUUCUCUUCUUUUCUUCUUUUUCUUUUCGUUUAGUUUUCAUUUUAGGUAUAACAGUUUUGUUAUGUUUCUAUAUACAAAUUUUUAGAUUUACAAAUUUUCCUCUCGGCUUUACUUGCCGUUCCCCCGAAGCCCUUCGCGAAGUUCUGUCAUUUAUUAUUUCUAGUUUUAACAGUAAACAUCCCUUCCCUCCUCUCUCUCUCUCUCUUACACGUGUAACGGACACCUCCCAAAAACCUCCUAAACCUACUCCACCUCCAUAAAAGUCUUCAUCCCUGCCGUUCUUAACUGUCGUUUUUUUGACAUUUUAAGAAGAGUAGUAUAGGUCACACAGGUUAGACCCCUUUUUGUAGUCGAAUCUUAUUACUGUGAUGACAUGACAUCUUUAUCUCAGCAAUAAAAUGCGGUAGAAUCUCAUCAAGAUAACGUCACGAGCUAUUUUUAUGUAGUAUUUAGUAUAUCCAAUUAUUCUUAUAUUGAUAACUUGUUGAUAUCUUGUCCUUAUUUUGUGAGAAUGAUGUCGUAGAUCAUAUGUAUGUGCGUCAUGUUUUUAUUUGGUCAUGAAGACACCUCUGAACCAUGACGCCCUCAUUGUCCAUUGCAGACAACUUAAUCUGUCUUCACACUAUACCGUAUAGUUUUUUCGCGGGCACGAGAAUCAUACCGGAUGGGGUUUCAGUUCACACACAAGAACGGUGAUUUCGGCGCGAUUUCUGUUAAACAGAGAGAAGCUGUGCCGCGCCGAUCUCUUAAGUGGAGAGUCACAUAUCGGAUAGAUGUUCACACUUUACUGGAUGGCUUUUCGUGUCGUCACCAAAGCUUAUCUGGUAUAGUAUGAUCAUAGCUUUAUUGUUCUGGUUCCGGUUCACUGAUUCUUGGUGCGCAAAGGAGAUAAAGACGUCAUCGACGUUAAUUUUUCUCACUUUAAAAAAGACGUCUACCUGGCUCGUCCUAUACUACUAAGGUGAACAAAUCUUUGCUUUAAUACUUUAAUAGGGAUACUCCUAAAACAGUGUACACUAUACUAGUGCUGAUACCAGCGGGGUCAGCCUUAGAGAGAACAGACAGCGCGGCUGUCUAAAUAAAUACCUUCUACCAAAGCACUCCACCUUUUUCUUUAUUAACUACAGUAUUUUCUUUCUUUCUUACAGCCGGAUGGGACAGAACUGUUUCAUUUUGUUGAUGGAUAUCCAUCUUGGGAUGCCUACCUCACAAGCAUGAUGACAGAUGGUACAUGGGGUGAUCACGUGAUUCUACACGGCGCGGCAAACUGUUUUCAAACGUGCAUCCACGUGAUCAGCAGUCUUCCGCAUCGCCAUGACGUAAUGAUCUGCCCAGAGUAUGAUGUUACUGGUAGCAAUCGGCUUGUGCUGGGUCACCUUCAUGAGCUUCACUAUGUUAGCCUUAUUCCACAGAAAGGAAGUAAAGAUGUCUGAUUACGCUGCUAGUCAAGAGUUGCUUACUUGCAAUAUUUUGAAUUGAAGACAUUUGAGUGGAACAACCGGCUGAAUCUUUAGUGUGGCACCUUAUUUGCAAAGAUGAUCGCAAGAAACAAGGAAUCUAUUUUUUCACAUUUACUUUUUAUUUGUCAAUGUUAUUUUUAAGGUAUAAUUAGCCGUUUUAGUGGACUAACCAUUCAUAAGAAAAAAUUUUCUGCCUGAAAAAAUUCAUACAGCCCCCUCAAUUACCAAGAUAAUUACUGUAGUCGUCUUAAUAGAACUUGGUUUUUAGUGAUUCCACCUUGUCUGCAGUCCCCUGUAAAUACUCCACCAUUAGAGCCUGUUGCUUUAAAAAUCCUAGGAAAAUACGUG